Molecule: messenger RNA, 672 nt
Organism: Drosophila kikkawai
Lineage: Eukaryota; Metazoa; Arthropoda; Insecta; Diptera; Drosophilidae
Product: succinate dehydrogenase assembly factor 4, mitochondrial
Biological process (GO): mitochondrial respiratory chain complex II assembly
Cellular component (GO): mitochondrion
Source: RefSeq, a predicted model, not a curated record
AACCUCUCAUACUUCGAAUUAUUGAAUUCUGAGAACUUAAAGUUUACAGAAUAUUCAAGAGUUACAAGUAAAUCGGAAAAUGUUACGACUUUGUCGAUCAUUUGUCUCCCAGUGCGGAUGCCACAUGAGUCGCCGUUGUCACGGCACCUUAUCCAAUCCAGAGACACAUGUCCACACGGUCGAGGAGGUAGAGGAGUUGCCGAAGCCCGAGGAGAGACUCAGCGAACGUUACUUAAAGUUCCGGGAAAAGUUGCGAUCGAAUGCACCUCUAACUCCCAUGCCCGAAGGUGCACCGCAUCCGGCUCACGAGCAGGAGCCCCUCGUGCCCUGGCCCAACGGCGUUAACCCACAUACCGGGGAAAUCGGAGGACCUGCGGGACCUGAACCCACGCGCUAUGGCGACUGGGAGCGCAAGGGACGGGUCACGGACUUCUAGCAAACAGCAUCGAAGUAUCUCCACCUCGACACCUUUGUUUGGACAAUUCUGAUUUAUUAACCGUGUUAACAACAGAAGCACUCACAAUUGGUUACACUCACGAUAGGAUGGGCGAGGAAAGUCUGUUCUGCGCCACGGUAGCCCGGGAAUCCAGAUCAAGAUGAAGUAAAUCAAGAUUCCCCUAACCGGUGUAAGAGCGCUUCUGCGAAGGCAUUACAUAAAUUUCUAUUGUGUGA